This is a messenger RNA of Rosa rugosa (rugosa rose), 534 nucleotides long. RefSeq lists its product as uncharacterized. The record is from RefSeq and is a predicted model, not a curated record. The transcript has a single exon. NCBI's taxonomy places the organism in Eukaryota, Viridiplantae, Streptophyta, Magnoliopsida, Rosales, Rosaceae. Bases 1 to 534 code for a protein of 177 amino acids.
AUGAAUUUGAACAAUGUUCUAAUUCUGAACGGCACUAAUUUUAGAGCUUGGAAGAAUUCUCUGGAACACUAUUUGAUGAUGCAUGAGAAUAUGGAUCUUUGUUUCACUGAUGACCAACCUGAACCCUUAACUGAAGAAAGUACUGCAGAGGAUAGAAAGGAGGCUAGAGCUUGGUAUAGGGCUAACAGGAUGGCCAAAAAUGUUAUGAGGAAUACCAUGUCUGACACAGUGAGAGGUAGUAUUGAGGAGCCUGAAUUAGCCACUGACUAUAUGGAGGCAAUAGAAAGAAAAUUUAAGGAGAGUGAAAAAGCUGAAGCUGCAAGACUAUCUAAGGCUUUCCAUGAUCUUAGGUACAGUGGUACUGGGGGAGUUAGAGAGCACCUAUUGAAGCUUAUCAACAUAAAUGCUAGGCUUAGAGAGCUACUUAUGGGAGUCAAUGAUGACCAGGUGGUGCAUGUUGCACUGCAUUCCUUACCUAGCAGUUUCAGUGGACUUAGAACCAGUUAUAACUCUCAGAAGGGAACCUGGCUCUGA